Vicia villosa (hairy vetch) is the source of this 2127-nucleotide messenger RNA. RefSeq names its product protein DETOXIFICATION 35-like. Gene Ontology annotation, molecular function: xenobiotic transmembrane transporter activity; antiporter activity. The record is from RefSeq and is a predicted model, not a curated record. Gene Ontology annotation, biological process: xenobiotic detoxification by transmembrane export across the plasma membrane. The transcript is spliced from 6 exons. The coding region runs from base 137 to 1603 and encodes 488 amino acids. Lineage: Eukaryota; Viridiplantae; Streptophyta; Magnoliopsida; Fabales; Fabaceae. Gene Ontology annotation, cellular component: membrane.
UGUUGCCACUUUAUCUUUAUGGUAUCCAGCGGUAUAACAAAAGGCUAUUAAAUACAAUUCCCAAAGUAUAUAGCAUAUACUGCUCUAUGCUUUUCAAUUUGAGUGUGACAAAGAGAGAAAUUGAAUCUCAUUGAAAAUGGAAACACCUUUGGUGAAGAAAAACUUAACACCAGAAAGUGAUUAUUUGGCAGUGAAAAGGUUGAAGGAUGUUAAAUAUGUGCUAUGGAAUGAGACAGCGAAGAUAUGGAGGAUAGCAGUUCCAGUGGCUUUGUGUUCACUUUUUCAGUAUCUUAAUUACACUUCGACUUCAAUCUAUGCUGGUCAUCUUGGAGACAUUGAGCUCUCUUCUGUCUCUCUUUAUCUAAGUGUCAUCACUUCUAUCUAUUACUCCUUGCUGUUUGGUAUGUCAACAGCAUUAGCAACAGUAUGUGGGCAAGCUUAUGGUGCAGGACAAUUUCAAAAUGCUGGUAUUUAUGUUCAAAGAUCAUGGAUUAUACUCUUAACCACUUGCAUAUUCCUCUUGCCUAUUCAUAUAUAUGCAACUCCAAUCUUAAAAUAUCUUGGCCAAGAACAAAAAAUAGCUGAUCUAGCUGGCAAAUAUGCUAUUCUAGUAAUUCCCUACAUGUUUUCCUAUGCUAUCAAUCUACCGAUCAAGAAAUUUCUUCAAGCACAAAGCAAAGUUAAUGUUAUUAUGUACAUAGCAAUCAUGACAUUACUCAUACAUAAUGGUUUACUUUACAUCUUUACCCAUGUAUUUGAUUGGGGAAUAAUUGGCUUAGCAAUGGCAAGUAAUAUAACAGGAUGGAUAUUUUCUGUUGCAUUGGUAAUUUAUACCAUUGGUUGGUGUAAAGAAGGAUGGAAUGGAUUAUCUUGGAUGGCUUUUAAGGAAUUAUGGGAAUUUGCUAAACUAAGUAUUGGUUCAUCUGUAAUGAUCUGCUUAGAACAAUGGUAUUCUGCUUGCAUUAUGCUGCUUGCUGGUCAUCUUGAUAAUCCUGUCAUUGCUAUUGGUUCCUUUUCAAUUUGCCUUAAUAUUCAAAGUUGGAAAACCAUGCUGUUUCUUGGAGUCAGCACAGCACUAAUUGUUCGUGUGUCUAAUACACUUGGCAUGUCGCAUCCAAGAGCAGCCAAAUACUCCUUCUUGGUGACAAUGUUUGAGUCUCUUCUCAUUGGAAUCAUUUUCAUGAUUGUGAUUUUCUUAAGUAAAAACAAAUUUGCCAUCAUCUUUACCAACAGUAAGGAUAUUAUACAUGCUUCGAGUGAAUUAGCAUACCUUCUUGGUAUUUCCAUGGUUCUCCAUAGUGUUUCACAAACUAUAUCAGGUGUUGUAAUUGGUUGUGGAUGGCAAGUUAUGGUUGGUUACAUAAACUUGGCAUGUUAUUACAUUGUUGGACUCCCUAUUGGAAUUUUUCUUGGUUUCCACCAGCAUCUAGGGGUCAAGGGUCUGUGGGGAGGCACAAUGUGUGGCAGUAUUCUCCAGAUUUUCGUGCUCAUAUCCAUUAUUUGUAAGACCAACUGGAGCAAGGAGGUAGAGAAAACAGCUAGUCGCAUGCGAAUUUGGAACUCUACCAAACUUCAAAAGGAUGUGAUAGAAAAUGGUGUCUGACAAAUGAAUAGAGUUAUAAAUGUUGAGUUGCAAAUCAUAUGUGUAUUGCACAUACAUUUUCUACAGCGCGCGACUCGACUUGUGAAAUCUAUCAACAUCAGAAGCCCUUAAAAUAUCAUGGUGUGCUCACAAAUAAAACCCGGCGUGCACCAAGUUAUAACAUGUCUUCCACAUCAACGCAAAGCAUGAAUCACAAUUCAUUAGCUUACAGAUGAAAUGUGAAUGCACAUUCAUUAACUUAGAUUUAAACUAAAAUUUAGGAAAAACAUAAGUAUUAUAAAUUUUAGAGAAAUAAAUUAUUAUGGAGCUUUUUGGAGUUAGUAACAGUUUCCUACCAUUGAAGUUUCAUCAUUUAAGUUUAUGAUUUGUGUAUUAUUUAUGUAAAUUCUAUGUUAUUGUUUAAUUUUUCUAUGAGUAGCUAAAUUACUACUUGUAAGGGAUGAGUUCUUGUAGUCAUAACGUUAUACCCCUAUUUGUUAUCGUUAUGUUAAUGGGUUGUCUUUUGUCAUUUAUCUAGUAUUUGC